AUGUCGAUGUGGGUCCAGGCACAGCAGCUGCAGGCGGAGGCAUUGCACCAGAUGCAGGCGCUAUACGGCCAGCACUUCCCCAUCGCAGUGCGACAUUACCUGGCCCAAUGGAUUGAGAGUCAGCUCUGGGACUCUGUGGAUUUGGACAAUCCAGCAGAUGAAGUCAAAGCCAAGCGUCUGCUGGAAAACCUGGUGGGUGAGCUACAGAGAAAAGCUCAGCAUCAAGUUGGAGAGGAUGGCUUUCUGCUUAAGAUCAAAUUGGGUCAUUACGCCAACCAGCUGAAGAGCAUUUACGACCGCUGUCCUUUGGAGCUGGUGCGCUGCAUCAAACACAUCCUCCAUUCAGAGGAGAGACUGGUUCACGAGACGACAAAUGCUAGUUGUGGGAGCGGGGUGCAUGUCAUGGACAGCUUGUCUCAGCGCCACCAGCAGAUCAACCAGACCUUUGAAGAGCUUCGACUGGCCACCCAGGAAACUGAAAAUGAACUACGAAAGCUACAACACAGUCAGGAGUACUUCAUCAUCCAGUACCAGGAGAAUCUGCGUAUUCAGGGUUCGGACACAAGAGCACAUCAUGUACUCACUUACGCAGCAGCUAGUUUUUACAUACACUAUACCUGAAAAAGUACCCACCCCUUUGUGUUAUUACAUCCUUUAUUAUCCUUGCUGUGGAGAGGGAACAGGGAAUUUUGGAAAGGGUACCAUUGGGACAUCUGUCCAUGUGAUUUGUUCUUAGUGGCACCUG
This is a messenger RNA of Thalassophryne amazonica, 745 nucleotides long. Its product is annotated as signal transducer and activator of transcription 5B-like. Gene Ontology annotation, biological process: cytokine-mediated signaling pathway; defense response; growth hormone receptor signaling pathway via JAK-STAT. The coding region runs from base 1 to 621 and encodes 206 amino acids. NCBI's taxonomy places the organism in Eukaryota, Metazoa, Chordata, Actinopteri, Batrachoidiformes, Batrachoididae. The transcript has 4 exons. Gene Ontology annotation, molecular function: RNA polymerase II cis-regulatory region sequence-specific DNA binding; DNA-binding transcription factor activity, RNA polymerase II-specific. The record is from RefSeq and is a predicted model, not a curated record.